This is a messenger RNA of Adineta steineri, 3603 nucleotides long. The record is from the annotation of a GenBank genome assembly. Lineage: Eukaryota; Metazoa; Rotifera; Eurotatoria; Adinetida; Adinetidae.
AUGAUUCUUCUAAACGCUCAGAUUAUUGUUUAUUUUUUUCUUAUCUUUCAAUUUAUAAUCUUAUCCGCUAUUAAUUCGACAACAAUUCAUGAAUUAAAUGAAGCUAUCUUUCUCGAUCCACGUACACAUUCAGCAUUAAUACGAUGUCCAUUAGAUUUUACGCAUAGUUCAGAUAUACAAUGGUAUGAUGUAGCCAAUCAUCGUUAUGAAUCCGAUCGUGGACGUUAUUAUCGUAUUAAUGGUACACAACCAUUUGAUCGAGAAUUUAUUUGUUCAACUAUAUCAAAAAUCGGAGUUGGAAGUAAUGAAAAAUAUCGAAUUAAAAUUCGCACAUAUGAUCAUCCAUUGAAUAUUCGUCAUGCUUUUGUUCGUAAUAUAACUAAUACAAGUAUAACUGUCGAUUGGGAAGAUGAUAGUUAUAAUCGAAAUGCUAAUAUAACUUAUUAUGAAUUAGUAUUAAAAUAUAAUAAUACAAUUCAAUAUCGAACAUUAGUUAAUGGAACAUUAUUAAGUUAUACAUUUCCAUCAUUAUAUCCAAAUACUCUCUAUUCUAUUGAUAUAUCAGCUGUUGAUGUAUGGAAACGUUAUAGUGGUAGUAUAACAAUAAAUAGUACAACAUUAUCAAUGAAUUCAAAUGAAAAUAAAAAUUAUCAAUUUAUUGACCGGCAUAUAAUUGAACAAUCCGUAAUAUGUUAUCGUCUUGAUACACAAUUAUUAUUAGUUGAAUUUAAUCGAUCACAAUUAUUAUCAUCCAAUUAUAUAUAUAAUAUAACAAUAUAUGAUUAUCAAGAUCAUGUUGCAUUAACAGAUAAUCAUUAUGAACAAGAAUUUUCUUCAAUGAAAUCAUUAACUUCAUUUAUCUAUCGUUUAAAACGUAAAAGUUUAACAUUUAAAAUCAAAUUUAUCUUUUCAACAAAUCAAAUGGAAUAUGUUGAAACAAUUGUAAAAUAUUGUGAUGAUUUUCAUCCAAUGUAUUCACCAUUAACUUGUUCAAUUAAAUCAACAGGACCUAAUAAUCAUCAUUUAAUGAUACAUAUGCAAUUAUAUAAUAGUGAAAAACAAAUAUAUUCACUUAAACCAACUAAUGUUUUUUAUCGAACAAGUCGAACACAUUUUAUUAAAAAAAAUAUUUAUGAUAUACAUAAAUAUGUUAGUGCAAAUGUUAUUGAUGUAAAAGAUAAUUAUUCCGUUGUUGUUGAAAAUAAUAUUAUUGAUAAUAAUUCAAAUGAAAAAAUCAAUGUAUCCAUAUUAUGUCCAAUUACUCGAAUAGCUCCUAGUCCUCGUAUACAUGUUAAACGAGAAAAUCGUAUAUUAGGUGGAAUUAUUGCUGGACUUAUUCUAUCAAUAAUAAGUCUUACUGCAUUAGCAGUUUUUAUUGCCUAUCGAAAGGGAUUAAUGCCAGAUUGUCGUCGAAUGAUACUUCGUUAUGUAUAUUUAAUACGUAAAAAGCAUCAUCCAAGAUCAAAUCUUGUUCAAAUAAAUGGUUCCAUAGAAGGAAAUGUUAGUAAUGGAAAUAGUGUGAAUUAUUUUGAUGCAAAUUAUAAAGAAUUUGAUUCAACAUCAAUUGCAAUCAAUCAAUUUGCUAAUUAUGUAGCAAGAAUGCAUAAAGAUGGCGAUUUUGGUUUUGUUCGUUUAUUUGAAGAUAUUUGUGAAGUAUCAAAAAAUUAUACAUUUCCAGCUGAUGUUUCUCAAAUUGAUUAUAAUAAACCAAAAAAUCGUUAUACAAAUAUUUUAACAUAUGAUCAUUCACGUGUGAAAUUAUCAAGUGAAGAUAGAGAUGGCCGAGGGAAUUAUAUAAAUGCAAACUAUGUUGAUGGUCAUCAAAAAGCAAAUGCUUAUAUUGCAACACAAGGACCAAUGCCAAAUACAAUAAAUGAUUUUUGGAGAAUGAUAUGGGAAAAAGAUGUAAAUGUGUUAGUAAUGAUUACGAAUAUAAAAGAACGUGGACGAGUGAAAUGUGAUUUAUAUUGGCCACAAGAAGGUAGUGAAACUUAUGGUACUAUUCAAGUAACAUUAGUCAGUACAAUUUCGUUUGCUUAUUACGUUAAAAGAAUAUUUUCAAUUCGAUGUAAAGCUAAUCGAAAGCGUAUAACGUACGAACGUCUUGUUCAUCAAUUUCAUUAUACUGAUUGGCCUGAUCAUGGUGUUCCAUUAUUUACAUUACCAGUUCUCUCAUUUAUUCGUCAUUCAUCAGCAUGUAAUCCUGAAACAGGUGGACCUAUUGUUGUUCAUUGUUCUGCAGGUGUUGGUCGUACAGGAACUUAUAUUGUUGUUGAUACGAUGUUAAAAAAAAUUCGUGAACAACAUUCAUUAAAUAUUCCUUCAUUUUUAAAACAUAUCCGUCAACAACGAAAUUUUCUUGUUCAAACGGAAGAACAAUUUAUAUUUAUUUAUGAUGUUUUACUUGAAGCAAUUCAAUUAUUAAAUAUUGGUUAUAAUGAAUUAGAAUUAAAUGAUCAAAAUUUUGAUUAUAUUAUACAAAUGUUAGAUUAUUUCGAUAAAGAUUCAAAUCUAACACGUUUAGAUAAACAAUUUCAAUUAGUUGUUUUACAAAAUAAAACAAAUGAUUAUCAAUUAUCAUUUGGACAAAUGGAAGAAAAUCUAGGAAAAAAUCGAACACAAGCAAUUGUACCAUUUAAUCCAUGUAGAGUCAUACUAGCGGCAGAUAGAAAACAACAACCAGGUGGAGAAUAUAUUAAUGCAUCGUAUAUGCAUGGUUGCCAUCGUGUCGAUGAAUUUAUAAUUACUCAACAUCCUAUGAUGAAUACUAUCACUGAUUUUUGGCAAAUGAUAUGGAGUACAAAUACCAGUAUCAUUGUUUCAUUAUAUGCGGAUGAAAAAUCUCAACCGGAUGUACCGGAUUUUUGGCCAUUACCAAGUCAAUUAAUGGAUUGUGGAAGUUUUAGUGUAUGUUUAAUAGAUGAACGUUUUGAAUGUGAAUAUAUAUAUCGAGAUUUUUUACUUCAAUCAACUGAGGAGGAUUAUGAAUUACGAGUGAAAAUUGUCUCAAGUACUUAUUGGCCAGAUGCAUGUUCACCUCUUAAAGCAUCAUUUAAUCUUAUAAAUACAAUAAGAAAAUUACGUAUGAAUACUAAAUCUAGUGGUUCAAUUGUUGUUCAUGAUCUUUUUGGUGGCCAUCGAGCUGCAACAUUUUGUGCUUUAUAUACAAUAAGUGAACAAAUAGAAAUUGAGGGUACAUUAAAUAUCUACGAAUUAGCUAAACUUUAUCAUAUUAAACGUCCUGGUAUAUGGCGACAUAAUGGAGAUCUAUUCUAUUUAUAUCGUUGUGCUGAAGUUCUUUUUCGUGAAAUAAAAUUACCCACAACAUAUAAUCAAAAUCAAACAUCGAGUUAUCAUCGUCGUUAUUUACCACAUCAAUAUAAUACAUCUUCCCAACCAUUAGAUGAACCUAUUCCAAUUACAUCGUAUACAUCAACAUCUAUACAACCAGUAGCUAAUUCAUCAACAUCAUCAUCAUCAGCUUUUGCGAAUGUUGCUCAAACUGUUAUGGAUUCAUUUUCUAAACGACGUCAAAAAUCACGUAGUUAUCGAUCGCAAACAUUAAAAAAAAUACUUUUUCUAAAUAAUGAAUCGCCACUCUGA